UGACAAGACAAGUGAAGACGAGUGUCUAUACAACUGGUGAGACGUUGUACGAUUUCUUUUCUAACCUCUUUGAAAAGUCAUUUCGUCGUAUGCGGUACUUUUAUUUCUUUCGUAAAUCGUGUCUAAGAUCGAGAUAUGACCAAUAUACACACAGUAAACAGUAUGAUCAGCAACAGAAAUCGCGAUUGUCUCGAAUGCAGACUGCUGAGCGGUAGCGGUCUCGUCGCUGCCGGUUUAUACGUCUGUCACCACUCCAAACAGUACCAAAAGCAAGUAGGAAAAGCAGCAAUGUACUCGGUUGCCUCUGUGCUAGUACUCCUUGGUACAGCCAGGAUUUUCGACUUGCCACCCUUUCAAGAUAAAUUUAAACGCAGCUGAGAAAUAACUUAUUUAAGCGAGCAUAAAGCCACAGCAUUUUGUAGCAAUUGUGCAUAAAAAUGUGAGUCUGAUGUGAAAAUAAUAUGUAUAUUUUAUCAUGUUCUUUCCUCAUUUAUGGUCUUUACCUAGAGCAUAAGAUUUGUCUAUGUAGUCUAUUGAAUCUUUCACAAAUAUGAGUGUUUA
Messenger RNA from Mycetomoellerius zeteki, 561 nucleotides. RefSeq lists its product as uncharacterized. The record is from RefSeq and is a predicted model, not a curated record. Bases 136 to 378 code for a protein of 80 amino acids. Lineage: Eukaryota; Metazoa; Arthropoda; Insecta; Hymenoptera; Formicidae. The transcript has 2 exons.